CUGUGCAGGACAGGGAAGAAGAAUCUCUGUCCUGAAAGGAGAGGAGCUAUCUCUCAGCCACACAGUAGGAGGGAGGAAAGGGAACCAUUUAAAGACAGGCCCACAAACCCAAGGCGGCUGAAUCCACACACCAGGCCAAGCAUUUGACCAAACCAGGGACCCGUGUCCUCUGCUGUCCUGGUAGGGUUGGGCUGUCCUCUCAGGCCCCAGGCGUUUUCAGCCAACCAUCCUGAGGAAGCCAAGCCUGAACCCUCACCCUCAGGAACCCCCUCAUCCCAGCCCCUACACCCGCGCACCCGGUGCGAGGCCAGGGCGAAGGGGAAAGUUGGCAAGCGCUGGGCGCCCGCGGGGGGAAAGCGUUAAUGGGCGGCCGGGUGGGAGCAGCUCGCUCGCUCGCCCACGUCACGCCGGUGCGGGCUCGGCUGACGACCGCGGCGCCUGGGGACGCCGGCGCGCUCCGCUCUCCAGGUGCUCCGCCUGGAAAUGUCUCCAUUAGUUGUCGCUUGCUCCCCGCCGGAGCGCGCGCGCCCAGCGGCCGCGCAGAGCCCUAGCGGGCGGCCAGGAGUGGCCCGGCGCCACCGCAGGUAGGCAAGGUCCCCUCGCCUGCCCCCGCCCUGGGGUUCAGAGACCCCUCCCCCCCCCUUUCGAGAAGGCGGAGGAGGCAGAGGCUCCUCGCGGCCGCCGAGGGGCGCGGGGCGGCGGCGGCGGAGACGACGGCUGCGGCUGCGGCGACUCCCCCGUGCGUCCCGGGCUGCGCGCUGCUCCCGGAGGCCCUGGAGCCCGAGCGGCGCGGGCCGGUUCUUUCCUAGCGCAGAGCCUAGGAGCCUGCAGCCCCGGAGCAGUGACCACACCGCGCACAGGACCCCAACGGCCCUCCAACCUUCUCAGGCCGCGCCAUGUCCUAUCCCCAGUUUGGAUACCCCUAUUCCUCUACUCCCCAGUUCCUGAUGACCACCAACUCCCUGAGCACGUGCUGCGAGUCGGGCGGCCGCACACUGGCUGACUCCGGGCCUGCAGCCUCAGCACAGGCGCCGGUCUACUGCCCUGUCUACGAGAGCCGGCUGCUGGCCACUGCACGCCACGAACUCAAUUCAGCCGCCGCGCUCGGCGUCUAUGGAAGCCCCUACGGCAGCUCGCAGGGCUACGGCAACUACGUGACGUACGGCUCUGAGGCGUCUGCUUUCUACUCGCUGAACAGCUUCGAGUCCAAGGAUGGCACAGGAUCUUCCCACGCCGGCCUAGCGCCCGCGGCCGCAGCUGCAGCCUACUAUCCGUAUGAGCCAGCUCUGGGCCAGUACCCCUAUGACAGGUACGGGACCGUGGACAGCGGCACUCGGCGCAAGAACGCCACCCGGGAGACCACCAGCACGCUGAAGGCCUGGCUGCAGGAGCACCGCAAGAACCCGUACCCCACCAAGGGAGAGAAGAUCAUGCUGGCCAUCAUCACCAAGAUGACCCUCACGCAGGUCUCCACCUGGUUCGCCAACGCGCGCCGGCGCCUCAAGAAGGAGAACAAGAUGACCUGGCCACCUCGAAAUAAGUGCGCAGAUGAGAAGCAGAGGCCCUACGGGGAGGGCGAGGAGGAGGAGGCCGGCGAGGAGGAGUCCCGGGAGGAGCCUCUCAAGAGCGCCAAGAGUGAAGGUGCCAUUGGCAAAGAGGACAAGGAGCUAGAACUCAGUGACCUGGAAGACUUCGACCCUCUAGGCGCAGAAACCUCAGAGUGCGAUCUGAAGACGCCCUUUCAGCCCCUGGACAGCGGACCAGAGAGGAUUUCUGCUUCAUCUGACGGCCCCAGCACAGGCAAGGAGGCCUCCGCCACGCUCCGGAUGCCCCUGGGCACCGCUGGUGGAGCUGCCGUGGAUGAGGACCUGGAGAGGGCCCGGAACUGCCUCCAGAGCACAGUGGUUGCGCCAGACUCUGGCGCCGAUGGCGGCCCACAGUCCUGCGAAGCCAAACUGAGCUUUGCUCCGGCAGUGGCGCCGCCGACCCUGGAGACCAAGCCCCGUAUCUGGUCCUUGGCGCACACAGCCACCGCGGCUGCAGCCACAGCUCUGAGCCAGACUGAGUUUCCCUCCUGCAUGCUGAAACGCCAAGGUCCGGCGGGUGCAUCCACGGCGCCGCCGGCAUCUUCGCCUGCAGUCCCUUCUGGGGCCCUGGAUAGGCACCAGGACUCCCCAGUAACUAGUCUCAGAAACUGGGUGGAUGGGGUAUUUCACGACCCCAUCCUUAGGCACAGCACUUUGAACCAGGCCUGGGCCACCGCUAAGGGCGCACUUCUGGAUCCUGGCCCUCUAGGACGCUCACUGGGGGCGGGCACCAACGUACUGACGACGCCCCUGGCUUGCUCCUUUCCGCCCACGGUGCCCCAAGACGUCCCACCCGCGGGGGCCUCCCGGGAGCUGCUGGCUACGCCCAAGGCCGGUGGCAAACCCUUCUGCACUUAACACCCACCCACACGGUGGAGAAGGGAACUGGCGCUGCUCGGGUUGCAGGCGCUGACAAUGGACCGUUUUUAAUGAGUUUCCAAAAGAAGGGGGCAAUUCCAAGCCAAGAAUGCCAACCCACCUGAGACAGAGGAUCUGAACUCAGGAGCCAGGACUAUGGAGGAAUCCCCUUGCGUUCUAUCACCAGGCUUCCCCCGAUCUUGCGUCCACUUGAGCCACCCCUGACCACCAAACAGACAGGAGAGCGCUCCCACAGCAGAGGGGGGGCCCCGCUGAAGCGCAAAGUUUACAUCCAAAGUUUACAUGAAAAAGGUAUUUGGGUUCUGAGGCUUGUUUUGUGUCGCUGUCUCCUUCUGGGUUUGAGGCAUGCUGGUGUUCGUUAAAAAGACUCCUCAGCCUGUUUUCCUUCGGACUUCAUCCUCAGCACCUAAAGCUCACCAACGACACUCCCGCCGAGUUUACACUGCUGCACACUCUCGACUCGACAAAAUUAUGUUUUCUAAAAUGUAUGUUCACACCAGUAAUUGCCUGUUUCAGAGAGAGGCUGAUACAACAAAACUAAUAAAUCCUUGUGUCU
Molecule: messenger RNA, 3021 nt
Organism: Meriones unguiculatus (Mongolian gerbil)
Lineage: Eukaryota; Metazoa; Chordata; Mammalia; Rodentia; Muridae
Gene: Irx4
Product: iroquois homeobox 4
Exons: 6
Coding region: 897-2444 (515 amino acids)
Biological process (GO): neuron differentiation; regulation of transcription by RNA polymerase II; cell development
Cellular component (GO): nucleus
Molecular function (GO): DNA-binding transcription factor activity, RNA polymerase II-specific; RNA polymerase II cis-regulatory region sequence-specific DNA binding
Source: RefSeq, a predicted model, not a curated record